AUGAGCAACAGUAUAAGUGAUACACAUAGUAUUAGUAGCAGUGGCAGCAAGGGUAGCAAGAAGAAGGGAAAGGGUCACUCACGCACAAUGUCUGUGGAGCAACAGUUGGAGAAGGAGAAUGAGAAGGUACAUAAACGCUUCAACUUGGACCCCUCCAACGUCGUGAUCACCACGAUCAAAUGCUCAAUCAAGGGACACAGCGGCAAGCUCUAUGUCACCGAGUCGCAUCUGUGCUUCAUCUCCAAGAUGAUGAUGAAGGAGAAGAAGAAGAUCAUCCCCUUUAGCGACAUCCUCGAGGUCGAGAACGACAGCGCCAAGCAGGUGGUCAAGCUGGUGCGCAAGAAUGGCAAGACAGACUCGUUGCACUUCAAGGAGCACGAGUCGGCCUACCUGCUGCUCGAGGGCCAGUGGGAGGCCAGCGGCAGCAACCAAAAGGCCACGCGUCUCCAGCACUCGGACUCGGUCUCCUCCAAUCUGUCUGACUCGGGCAGCUUUGGCCACUUGCGCGUCAAGCACUUCAACCUGCCCGAGACAGAGUCGUUGAUCAAGGACUACCGAUGCGCACACAAGGGCACGUUCAAUCAGUAUGGCAAGCUCUACCUGUCGCAGCACUACAUCUGCUUCUACUCGUCGAUCACAUCGCUUCACAAGAAGACUGCCAUCAAGCUCAAGGAUGUCGUGAGCAUCAGCAUGCCCGAAAAGAGCAAGAGCUCCAUCCAGAUCGACACCAAGACAGAGACAUUCGUCUUUACAAAGUUCAACGACAAGAGAGAGACCGUGUAUCAGACCAUGCAGGACCUGUACGAGACGGCCAAGAACCUUCCAACUCCCACUGGCACACCUCUCUCAAGGUCCAGAUCAAACUCGAUUGAUCAGGGCCAGGACCAAGGUGGUCUGGCACCCAGGGCACACUUUAGAAGAAUGUCCACAUCUGAAGUCCCCUCCUCAAGCAGCACAACAACAAACAAUGACACAAAUGGUAGCAACAGCAACAAUCCAAGCAGAUCACACAGCAGACGCAACUCUGUACAGACUCCAACGACAGUGAGCACCUCACCCAGUCCCAAGCUGGUCACACCAACGCCAACACCUCCAAAUGAACCAAACAAGUCAAGGUCGAGCAGUCUGACUGGCAAGCAACCAACAGUAGUCGUCACACCUAGUCAUCCACUCUCUGGAAACAACUACAAUCCACCUACCAACAAUACGACCGCCACCACCGCCCCAGCUCAACCUCAACCUCAACCAAAGAUCAGCCAGAGAUUGGAUAAUAUUGAGAGCGUCAGUCCUACACCAAAGGCAGCACCAUCAAACAACACCAAGAUGAUGAACACUUCCUCCAAGCCUGGUAGGGGCUGCUGCUUCAUCUUCCCCUUCUAA
This is a messenger RNA of Acytostelium subglobosum LB1, 1380 nucleotides long. RefSeq lists its product as hypothetical. The record is from RefSeq and is a predicted model, not a curated record. Lineage: Eukaryota; Evosea; Eumycetozoa; Acytosteliales; Acytosteliaceae. The transcript has a single exon. The coding region runs from base 1 to 1380 and encodes 459 amino acids.